UACUUAAUUGACAGGAGGCAGUCUCUGAAGUUUAGGCUAGCUGUUCUGAAUGUGAAACUUCGGUGGCUGAGAUUUAUUGGUAACUUACGAGCUUUGUGUUUAGGGUUUUUCCGCCUUACACAGUCUGCAGUAUCUCAACUUCUUUUUUAUUGACAAUGUUUGCUAGGGCUAUUACAUUUCAGUUUUCUGACAAAGCUCAUCUUUGGGCUGAGAAGAAUUUGAAACGUGUUUGCCAGUGGCGAUGUUUAGGCCAGUCAUGCUUAAUAGCCAGAUUGUACCAUGAUGACGGUCCUCCUACAAGACCCACCCUGAAGAUCAGCUAUGUCCAUGGAUUAUCGAAUAUCCCUUUGACACCAAUGACAAUGGGUCAGUGUUUGGAGGAGUCAACUAACAAGUUUCCAGACAGAGAAGCUGUGAUUUUUGUACGAGAAGGAAUCAGGAAAACCUUUGCACAGUUAAAUCAUGAUGUAGAUCAGUUGGCUGCUGGACUACUUGCCCUUGGCUUGAAGAAAGGAGAGCGUAUAGGAAUGUGGGGGCCCAACACAUAUGAGUGGAUUCUAUUUCAGUAUGCAACAGCCAAAGCUGGACUUGUUAUGGUUAGUGUGAACCCAGCCUACCAAUCUAAAGAACUGGAGUAUGCCUUGAGUAAGGUUGGCUGUAAGGCCCUUGUAUUUCCCUCCCAGUUCAAAACUCAACGUUACUAUGAAAUUUUGAAAGCAAUCUGUCCAGAAAUGGAGAAAGCAAAUCCAGGAGGGAUACAGUCUUGCAGGUUACCAGAUUUAAAGAUAGCCAUUGUUUUGGAUGGUAAAUUUCCAGGAGCAUUCCAGAUGAAAGAUGUGAUGAAUGCAGGAAGCAGCACAUAUGUCCAGCAGCUUCAUGAUUUGCAGAAGACCUUGUCCUGUGACGACCCUGUCAACAUUCAGUUUACCUCAGGUACAACAGGAAACCCAAAAGGAGCCACACUUACUCACCACAAUAUUGUGAACAAUGCAAAAAUGAUAGGAUACAGAAUGGGCUACCAAUGGAGGAACCUGCGGAUCUGCUUGCCGGUACCUCUGUAUCACUGCUUUGGAGCUGUGGGUGGUGGCAUAGUUAUAUCUGUGUUUGCUGGAACUCUAGUGUUCCCAUCACCAUCAUUUGAAGGCAAGGCAACACUGGAAGCUGUAGAGAAGGAGAAGUGUACUGUUCUGUAUGGCACCCCAACAAUGUUUAUUGACAUGUUGGCCAACUUGGAAAAACAUAAGUGUGAUAUGUCAAGCCUAGAGGCAGGUAUUGUUGCAGCAUCUCCUGUUCCAGUGGAGGUCUUUAAAAAAGUGAUGUCUGAAAUGAAAUUCCAGGAGUUUGUGGUUGGCUAUGGAACAACAGAAAAUAGCCCUGUGACAUUCAUUGGAUUUCCACAAGAUGAAAUUUUGAGGAAGACCGAUACAGUUGGGUAUGUUGGCCCACAUAUUGAGGCCAAAGUUGUAAACACUGCAACCCAGGAGUUACUACCCGUAAACACUACAGGCGAGCUAAUGAUUCGCGGCUAUUGUGUUAUGCAGGGGUACUGGGCUGACCCAGUGAAAACAGCAGAGUGUAUGACUCCAACCCACUGGUACAAGACUGGAGACCUGGCUUCCAUGGAUGAGUAUGGCUAUGUCAAAAUUGUGGGCCGCUGCAAAGAUUUGAUCAUUCGUGGAGGGGAGAACAUUUAUCCUGCAGAGAUUGAACAGUUCCUGCACACCCACCCCAAGAUCCUGGAGGCACAGAUUGUUGGUGUGAAGGAUGAACGGAUGGGAGAAGAAGUUUGUGCUGCUCUGCGUCUGAGGGAAGGACAGGAAUGUACAGCGGAAGAGAUUAAAGCAUUUUGCAAGGGACAGAUAUCACAUUUUAAGAUCCCUCGCUAUGUGGUAUUUGUGAAGAGCUAUCCUCUGACGGUCACUGGCAAGAUUCAGAAAUACAAGCUGAAGGAAGAGAUGGAGAAACAGCUCGGACUGUAACAGUACAAACCUGCAGGAUAUUCAUCAUUAUUAACCAACUGUUUUUCCAGAUACUGCACAAAAAUGCCAUUUGGAUCUUCCCUUAUGCACAAGUUGAUCCUUUUAGUGGCAGUUUAAUAUUUAACAAAAGUUAAGUCAGUCAGCACAUUAGCUUUAAAACUUUGAAUUCAUUUUUCCACUGUUUGACUUAUUUUAAUUACAGUAUCUGAGUUUAGAUGCGAAUGCUGUUAGCUGCUUCUCCAUUUUUGCCCUUGUUUGUCAGAAAAUAAAACUAAAGGAAGUGGAAAUCUGUAGAGAUCUCCGAACUGUUAUCAUUUUAGUCUUGUAAAGGAUACUGAUUUCAAACCUCUCUAGUCACAGUUUUACGUGAUACGAUUGAGAUGGAGAGAGGCAAGUACUAGUGACGGGAUAGAACACAGUAACAGAGAAUGCAAAAAUCAUUUUCAUAAUGCAUAAAACUAAUGCUUUGGAAAAAAUACUACAGAUUGGAUGUAGAAACUACUUUUUGAGGAGCAGGGUAGAUUAAUAGUAAUUAAGUACUAUGAGGCAUUAAUGAGUGAUCAGAGCAGCUGACGUAUAAAUAUUGAAUUACAUUUUAUACACAGUUGGCCAGUCUUUGCAGAGUAAAGAAGUAACGGGAAGAUGAGCCAGAUAUCAGAAAACAUGCCAGUCUAACUUGCAUUAUGUACGGGUGUUAUGAGAUGAGCAGGUGAUGCUAAUGUGUGUAUGAAAGCAGCGAUGCUAAUGUGUGUAUGAAAGCCUGACAUGAUUACUAUGCAUGGCAGCACAAACAAUCUGUUACAGCAGCAACACAACCAGCAGUGCACAAAGUACAGCGGGCAUCUGAGAUUCCUACAUCUUCAUAAGGAGUUGAGCCCUUCCAAUACCCAUGGUGGUUGCCUUACCAGACAUCUCAAAACCAUAAAUGUCUCUGUAGCCUGCAACUUGUAGCUACAUGCAGCACCAUGCUGGUAAUUUUUUGACCUGCUCUUUCUUCCUGACAUGCAUUACCCCUGCUUGCAGUUUCCUGACCUUUCCUUUGACCUUCAUAUUUAGUGUCACACCUUGGUGUGUCAUGUUUUCUGGAUUUCUGGCUGAACUCUUCUUUUGAAUACUGCAGUGAUCAUCUGAUCUGUAAGAACUGCUAAUGUUCUGGACUGGUUGUAAUUAAGUUAAUGGCAGCUGGGCAGAAAAGAGGGUACAUAACUAGUGGGGGGGGCAUUAAGCAUUGUGUUUAAAUGCUUAUUAAAUGUCAUUGGGCAACAGUGCAUUUGAGAAAAUGCUAAACUAUAAGACUAUUAUAACAACGUGUGGCCAUUCAGGUUUUGGAAAUUCUUGAGUCCUAUGUGCCUGCUGGAUGGCUAACACCAUUUGCUCAAGUUCAUUUUCCUCAUACACCAAGUUUGGAAAAAAGCAGUAGCUGUUUCUCCAUUAAUUAGUGAAUCUGUGCCUAGGCAAAUAAGUCUGUGACAACUUAGAUUUUCCCUUUACAGUAUAACAGUUUUGAAUGUUUUGCACAUAAAAAAACCCGGUAAACUGAAGUACUUUAAUUGUGUGGUCUGGUACUUAUUUUCACCAUUUUGUACAAAAAAAUCCAGUAAAAGUGAAGUCAUUUUAA
Messenger RNA from Protopterus annectens (West African lungfish), 3597 nucleotides. RefSeq names its product medium-chain acyl-CoA ligase ACSF2, mitochondrial-like. The transcript is spliced from 16 exons. Gene Ontology annotation, biological process: fatty acid metabolic process. The coding region runs from base 156 to 1979 and encodes 607 amino acids. The record is from RefSeq and is a predicted model, not a curated record. Gene Ontology annotation, molecular function: medium-chain fatty acid-CoA ligase activity. Lineage: Eukaryota; Metazoa; Chordata; Ceratodontiformes; Protopteridae.